AAGAACUUUGCAUUACGGGACAGAGUAUGGAAAGCAUAUUUUCUCUCUGCUGUUACUUCACUAACUGUAAUGUUGGACUUACACCACAGGCUCAAACUCAGAGAGAGGCCGGGGAAAGCAGUAGCACUGUAGUGCAGGUUUGAAUGAAAUCAUCACAUCUUUGUGCCAGUGCGCCGGGGUUCCCUCCUUAUUAUGAACUAUUGAACUGAGUUUAGCAAAUGAAGCCAACAUGACGACCAAAACCGGGAUUCUCAAUGGUUGGACAGAAAGACUUGCAUGUCCCCCCCCCGGUCUCAGUACUUGUUCGAUCACAUUACAGAGAUGCAGCAACCAUAACAAAGGCCGCCUGAAACAAAGUCCAGGACUUCCUCCGGUGGGAUUCCAAAAUAAAAGACCCUUGACAGCGAGAGCACGUCCCCCUGAACAUCAACACCUCAGCAAAGACUCAAGGAGGUCUGUUGUUGUUCUGUCCGUCAUCAACAGACCAAAGCUCUGUGUCCCUCACAGGGAGAAGAUGAUCUGCAGGAUCCUGCUGCUCAUCAUCCUCACAUCACAUGUCUGUGCAGCAACAUUUGUAGUGAAUGUGACACAGAGCUCCUAUCAGACAGAGGAGAACCACAACAUCACCCUGGAGUGGACCUUCACCCCCAAACCUGGAACCUCCUCCAGACCUCCUGACAUCUACUGUGAACUCAGAACUUAUCUCAGACCCUUAGUCCUGUUUCAUGUGGUGAACAGAGUUGAAAUGACCUUUUAUCACGAUGGACAGUUUAGAGGACGAGUCCAGAGCGACAGAGAUGCUCUGAGAGAGGGACGACUAAGACUCCACAUGUCCAGACUCAGGACUGAGGACUCAGGACAGUACUGGUGUAAAGUGGAAACGGAGCAAGGAGGGGGCUAUGCCAGCUGUGAAGUCCUCGUCUCUGCAGCUGCUGAUCUCCAGUCUCAGACACCGACGAUUGUCCCAGAACAAGAAGAUCAGGAGAAGACCAGAUCCUACGCUGAAGGAGGAGCUGGACGAUUAAUUACAUUAGGAGUUGGAGGAGCUUUUGCAGCAGCUGCUCUUCUGAUUAUUUAUGUUACAGUUUUAGUGAAGAUAAUGAGAAAAUAACGUCUUGUUGUGUCUCAGAGAAUCAACCCUCCAGGAGUCGUACCCACGUCUCUGAUUAAUCACAACUUGAUGAUUUGAGUCACUAAACUGAGCGACUGCAGGACUCCUCCUUCAUCUGAUUGGAGGACAAGAAAACUGACUGCCAUUGAUCCAGAGAUGAAUAAAUAUUUGAUCAAUAACUACAACUGAUCAUUUGUAGAGUUAUUGAUCAAAUAAACCCUGCUGGUCUGUGACAGAUGUUAUCUGCACAUCUGGACAAACCUCUGAUCUCCUCAGCUGUGACUUCACUAAAGUAUUUAGUGACAUUAUUAUCAUCCGUAUUAGUGUUGCCACAACAACGGAUUCAAAAUCCCCAACUCUGGUCCUACAACAGAGUGACAGAUGGACCAGAUCCUGGUUCUGGUGGGAUUGUGAGGUUAAUCAACUCUUUUGAAUUAAGAUUGUCAUUAUGAAAAUAAAAAACUAUCAGAAUAGGAACAGAAGUCACCAGACAGGCCAUUCCCUGAAGGAAUUUAGGGGGGGUUGUCUGCUUUGUUAACAGCUGACCAGUGUCUUUAGACACAUCUGUGCAAAGCCUCACAGAUUUCUUGUUUGUCCAGAAGGUGCUCAUUUAUUGACCCUUCAUGUUGUUUCAAGACGUUAAGCUGACUUAAAGGUUAGCUAGGUUUAGUUGGACCAUCUGAUAACACGAGACCCCCAUGAAGUUUGGCCUGGUGACUUCUGGUUUGUAAAUAACCCAGUGUUUUUAAAAACCAUCUGUUCAAACCUCCAACAAGAGGUCCUGUUUUAGUUGACCUCUUGACUCUUUGUGUUUUAAGGAUGUCUGUUUGUUUCUUCAUACCAAGCCUCUUUAACUGAAAAGUCAUGUGUGUGACCAUCUGUUUUUGUCAAUUGUCCAUCCACUGUCUACCAUUGGUUGUCUUAACAUAGCCAACGCCUGUCAGUUUUUCAAUAAAUACCUCCUGCAAAGAAAAACCCAGCAAGCAUUCCGUCGAGAGCCACAGAGAGA
Molecule: messenger RNA, 2120 nt
Organism: Cololabis saira (Pacific saury)
Lineage: Eukaryota; Metazoa; Chordata; Actinopteri; Beloniformes; Belonidae
Exons: 7
Coding region: 230-1111 (293 amino acids)
Biological process (GO): cell surface receptor signaling pathway; T cell costimulation; positive regulation of T cell proliferation
Cellular component (GO): external side of plasma membrane
Source: RefSeq, a predicted model, not a curated record